Manduca sexta (tobacco hornworm) is the source of this 1276-nucleotide messenger RNA. RefSeq lists its product as uncharacterized. The transcript is spliced from 4 exons. Lineage: Eukaryota; Metazoa; Arthropoda; Insecta; Lepidoptera; Sphingidae. The coding region runs from base 172 to 789 and encodes 205 amino acids. The record is from RefSeq and is a predicted model, not a curated record.
CCGAAUGGGAAGGUCGUGUUUCGUGCUGCGCUAUCGUAGCGUACACAACAAAGUUUGUGAACGGAAACUAAAAUUCAGUUUGCUUUGAGUUCGCAGACGACAUCAAGACUGUUUGUUUGCAUUGAUGUGCGUUUCUUUUAUAAUAAGAAUCUAAUUAUACACACGAAGACAAUGGCUAAAUUUGUACUGCAGAAUGCGUGCUAUAUCAUUAUCUUUACAUUAUGCGUAGAUCGAGGCGAUGGCCAUUGGAAGGAAAAUACCAAGGAAAAUCUACGACGCGACAUAAAUUCAUAUAAAAGGAUGGCAGAAAAAAUCGAGCGUGAGAUAGAGGCCUUUUACGAUGAAUAUCCAGGGGAGCAACUUGAAGAUAAUAUUGACACAAUACAUUACCAGCAUAGAGCAAACACGCUUCAUAGUGGCGCUAAAACGAACAAAGUUAAAGCAAAAAAUGUGGAAGAACUUAUCGUUUUGUCUACUAAUGCUACAAAUCUAGACACGCCAAUCGACAAAAAUGAAUCAACAACAGCAGCAAAUGAAGCUAAAUGGCCAAAAUUCGAAGAGAUACUUCUAGCGAUGGGCAAGAAAUAUGACUGGAAGAAUGACAGGUGGAUAAAAGUCAAAGUCAAAGAUAAAAUGAAAAAUAUUGACGAAAGAGACUACAAAAAUAGAUCAAAAGAUAAUGAAAUAAAUUUGGUUCAUGAAAAACACAAAUUUUAUUAUAAAUUUGUAAAAUUAAAUAGAAGUAAGAACAGGAGAAGCGUCGUGGUGGCCGUAUCAGCUGUAAGAUAGGUGCAAAUUGAAACACAUAAGAAUAUAUUUUUUGUAAGAUACGGGACCAACCGGGGUAUUAAACGACGUUUGACUACACCGCCGGGGUGGAAAUGAAAGCGUUUAUAAAAACGAUGAGUGCUUAAUAAAUAUUACCCCAUACAAUGCCUCAUUCUCCAGAAUGAAUAUCUUAAUAGAACGCCUGUAGAUAUCAUUAAAUAUACAGUUAUCUGUUAAAUGUUUCAGUAGCUCAAUAGAAUUAUUUUUAUUAAAACAAUUAAAAUACGGUAACGUAAACAAAAGUUUUGAAUUCAAUGGAUCUUAAGUGAACAAACUAUCUUGAGGCGUUAGACAAUAGCCACUAAUAGCCCUUGUUAGUUGAAAAGUUUGUAUUACUGUAUUUCUCACAAUGCCGCUAUAGAUCUUGUUUCACGACUGGAAAUGUUAUAAAUAUCAAGUUUCACGCUGGUUUAAGACGAAUGGUUGAUAAAUAAAGAUCGUCAACUAU